AUGAACUCGAACAUCCAGAACACUGCCUCAUCUUCUUCUUCCACCUUCACGGCACUCUCUACAUUCGAUGCUUCAUCCAUGGGACGUCAGAACGAACAUCAACAAGCGGGAACGCAGAUCAUGUCCCCACAGAACGUCUGGAGAUUCCUCACGGCACCCCAUGAAGAUGAAGGCUACGCAUCUGAGAGUUUGUCGCCCGCCCCGGAGGAGCACCCGGCCGGUAUAGACGGCUCUGUGCCGGAAAUGUAUCAGCGAUUCCAGUCCGGAUUCUACGGAACGGGAGUACCCUACGACCAGGACCUUCACUCGAUUGGCGUGGGGGACGUGCCUCCGCUCGAUGGCCCAUGCUACUGGAGCGAGGAGAAUUUUACGGUUCUCGUCAACCUUCUCUCCCCAAGGACCGAUAUCCUACUCCCAACACAACCUCUUGCGAUGCCAUUACUCCCGGCCACGCUCACAUCAGGCAGUGCGGCAUUUCCGCCGAGUUAUAAUUGCCCUUCUAUCUUCCCGUCCACAACUCUGAUCAGCCCAGAAGCGGAACCAUCCAGCAUUCCUCAAGAUGCAUUGGCAAUUCCCACGACCUCAGAACCCACGCAUCGACAUUCUUCCAAGAAGCGUUCUCGAUCUGAUGAGACAUGUGGGACGUUCAUUCCGCCACUACUCAAGAAGACGAGGGCGCACGAAGGAGCGGUCCCGGAUUCACAGACGAUGCAUAUUUGGAGCGCAUCCGCGCUGGUAACGCCCCCAAGUUACGUUGAACCCUCCGUCGCCGGCCCGUCCAGCUACACGUCAUGGUCACAGAGUGUCGGUACCAACGAUUACCAGAGCAGCGGUGCCCUGGAGCAGAGUUCAAGCAUCCCACCACAGGCCAACGGCGGCCAAGCCUCAGACGAACCCUUGCCAGGCAUUCCGCAAAAGACCAAACGAUUCCGUCGCACAAAUGAUCAGAUCGCGCCUACGCUUAUGCCCGGAAUCCGGAAAAUGGCAUGUGGCUUCCCAGGCUGCCAGAAGACAGUUCACCCGAAGUCCGGGGAGACCAACCGGGGACACAUCAAGGCCGAUCACUACACGGCGGCUCAAUUGAAAAGCAAAGACCAGCUAGUCUGCGGUUGGGCCGCAUGUGGCAAGCCGAUGGAAGGCCACCUGAUAAUGGCGCAUAUCGAGGAGAAUCACAUCGGGUUUGGGUACAAGUGCUUGUUCCGCGACUGUCCCAUCAAAUGGAAAGGGUGCCGCGCGAAGGACUAUUCGCAACAUAUGGACCAGAAGCACGCUGGCUGGCGAGAGUGA
Molecule: messenger RNA, 1287 nt
Organism: Trametes versicolor FP-101664 SS1
Lineage: Eukaryota; Fungi; Basidiomycota; Agaricomycetes; Polyporales; Polyporaceae
Exons: 3
Coding region: 1-1287 (428 amino acids)
Source: RefSeq, a predicted model, not a curated record